Molecule: messenger RNA, 2373 nt
Organism: Petromyzon marinus (sea lamprey)
Lineage: Eukaryota; Metazoa; Chordata; Hyperoartia; Petromyzontiformes; Petromyzontidae
Source: RefSeq, a predicted model, not a curated record
GUUCCAAGUGCUUUCCGUUCGGACUCACUAACGCGCCCCGCGACGUUCCAGCAGUUGAUGGAGUUGGUGAUGCGGGGCUUGCAGUGGGAACAGUGCCUGAUUUACCUGGACGACGUGAUAGUGUUCAGUAAAUCUCUGUCUGAGCAAUGGUCCAGGCUGCGAGAGGUGUUCCAGUGAUUGCAAGCAGCCCAUCUCAAGCUCAAGCCGUGAAAGUGUUACCUUGCACAGCGCGAGGUGGGGUACCUCGGACACCGAGUCAGCGAGGCGGGGGUGCGCACCGAUCCCGAGAAGGUGCGCGCCAUAGUGGAAUGGCCAUGGCCAAGGAACCUGACGGAGAUCAGAUCAUUUUUGGGGCUCGCCACCUAUUAUCGCCGAUUUGUAAAGGGAUUCAUUGAGGUUGCACGCCCCCUCACCCACUCACAUCCCCCUAAGAACCCCUAUCAGUGGAUGGAGGCCUGCCAGACGGCCUUCACCACCCUCAAAGACCACCUCACCCACACUCCCACCCUGGCUUUCCCCGAUUUCACCACUGAUUUUAUUUUGGACACCGACGCCUGUGGCAGUGGGCUGGGCGCGGUGCUGUCACAGGUGCAGGAUGGGACGGAGCGAGUCAUCGCAUAUGCCAGCUGGACCCUGAGCAGGGCCGAGCUGAACUAUUGUGUGGCCCGUCAAGAACUGUAUGCCGUGAUCUUCGCAUGUAAACAGUUCCGGCCGUACUUGUACGGCAGAAAAUGUCGGGUACGCACUGACCAUUAUGCCCUGCAGUUCCUCCUUACAUUCAAGGAACCGCUGGGGCAGAUGGCCCGAUGGCUAGCACAGCUGCAGGAGUACAACCUGAAAAUCGAGUACCGAGCUGGGCGUACGCACGCAAACGCGGACACCUUGUCAAGGCGGCCCGUGGUGUGCGCCGAGACAAGGACGAAGGAAGCCUGCCCGUGCUUCACGGGGGGACGUUGCCGCCAGGUGGCGGGCCCCCAGGAGCACGUUGAGACUAACCCCCAUCCGAUGAGAGAGAGUGCGGUAUGUGCCACAGAUACCCCGGCAGGAGGAGCCAGGGGCCCGGGUGACCACCCGGCGGUCAUGGAGCCCACACCCCAGGGCCCGACGGGCCGCUCAACCCUGCCCAAUCGGAUCCAAGAGGACGUCGGCUGUGCAUUCCCAGGCCUCGACGACGAGCAGCUGAGACAGACCCAGCAGCGGGAUCCGGACCUGGCAGCGGUGGAGGCGGCCCUGUGGGAGAAAAAGGUCGUCCUACCGGGACCCUGGAGCGAUCUAUUGUUCGGUGUUCCCCCACCGCAACGGGAGGAGGGGAGCCGCCCCGUGGAACACCUGAUGGAGACUCUGUGAGGGGCCCGGGGCCGAGCCUACCCGCAAGGAGAGGCCGCGCACCAGCGGCAAGAGCAGAGCGCCCGACCCCGUAUAGAACCCCCCUUCUACUCGGCGGGCUCAAAAGUAUGGCUGCACACUCCUCGCGUCGGGGCCGGACAGAUGGGGAAACUGACCACCUACUAGCGGGGGCCCUGGACCGUGGGACGGCAGAUCUCCCCCUGGACGGUGCUGAUUCAAGGAGGAGAGAAGGGCCGGGAGAUGGUGGUCAACAUCCGCCGACUAAAACCAUGGCGAGCAGCUCCAGCGGGGGGGAACCCCGCCGUUUGAGUACCCCGAAACCCCGAGGUCCCCACACCCCCCAUACCCAGGGGCCUCACAUGGUAUAUGGGCCCCACGGAGCCCCGAGCCUCGAGGGGCCCCGACCCGGGUCGGGCGGGACGAGGACGACGACCCUUAAACCCUACCACCUCCGAGUUCGUUCCCCAACCCGCAGGUACUGAGGGCCGAGGAGGACCGUUGGAGUGGAGGAGGAGACUGCCGCCGGAACCCCGGGAGACGGAGCCACCACCCUUGAGGCCGGCCACAAGGACUGGACGAGUCCCGCAGACCCCACGACGCUACCUCGUGGGAGCAACCCAGGCGAGGUGCUCCAGUCAACCCGGGACGGGGACUGGCACCUCGGGGGGCUAUGUGGUGCCACGACAGCGAAGCCGCUCCGCCGAGGCUGGGGCCGCCGCUGUGCUGACAGUGCUGCUGCAGUGGGGAAGUCACCCGGCUCCCGUCACAGCGCUCUCCCCACCACCCCCCACAUAAACACACACGGACUGGCGGGCAGGUGGGGAGCGGAGCCGCGCAGGUUAACGGCCCUACCCAUAAUGCACCGCGAGUUUAACGGCCCUACCCAUAAUGCACCGCGAGUUUAACGACCCUACCCAUAAUGCACCGCGAGUUUAACGGCUCUACCCAUAAUGCACCGCAGUAGUAAUGUGGAAUGGGCAGAGCACUUGGUGGGACAAUGGGGGGGGGGCGUGAGAGGGGGGGGAU